Messenger RNA from Periconia digitata, 990 nucleotides. The record is from the annotation of a GenBank genome assembly. NCBI's taxonomy places the organism in Eukaryota, Fungi, Ascomycota, Dothideomycetes, Pleosporales, Periconiaceae.
ACCCAAGUGCUUUGCCUGUACCUGCUUUUAGAUACCCUCGACAGGAUGCCGCCCCCACUCAUCCCAUCCCACCAUCCCAGCAACACCAAAGUAUCCACCCACCCGCGCACUUCCAGUACCAUGUCACACGUCCUCUCCCGCAUAUCCAGGCCCCAGUCAUCACAGCAGCACAUUGCACGCCGUCUUGUACUGUCGCACAGAUCACGAUUCCCUACCCUUCUUCGGUGCUCGAGAGUACACAUCAACGCCAGCGCGAUCGUGACAUCACCUACUAAAAGAGCUAUGAGUACUGAAGCAGCCGAGCGCGAAUUGCCCCAACGGCCGCGACGAUUCGCGCCAUUGAAUCCCGCGAAGCGCGCUGGAAGCGAUGAUGGGGGACGUGAACUCAAGGGGAUUGUGUUUGAUGUUGACGGGACGUUGUGUCUUCCACAAACCUACAUGUUCGGCGAAAUGCGCGCAGCGCUAGGAAUCACAAAAGCAACGGAUAUCCUCGACCACAUCUACUCGCUCCCGGAACCCGCGCAAUCUGAAGCGCAGGAGAAAGUCCGUGCCAUCGAGCGAGAAGCCAUGACGAAGCAGCAGCCGCAGGAGGGACUGGUCGAGUUGAUGCAGUAUCUGGAUACGCGCCAGGUUCAGAAAGGGAUUUGCACAAGGAACUUUGACGCACCAGUAUCCCACCUCCUCUCAACAUUCCUCCCCUCCACCUCCUUCGACCCCGUAAUCACGCGCGCCUUCCGCCCUCCCAAACCCUCGCCCGCAGGGAUCCUGCACAUCGCCGCGACAUGGAACCUCGAAGACGGCGGGGACUCGCUGAUCAUGGUCGGCGACUCCAUCGAUGAUAUGCUGGCUGGGCGGAGAGCUGGCGCCGCGACGGUGCUGUUGCUGAAUGAGGUGAAUCGCGAGUUGGAGGGGCACGAGUGUACGGAUUUUGUGGUGGGGAGGUUGGAUGAGUUAGUUGGGGUUUUGGAGGGGGGGUUUGUGGGGCGGUGA